Etheostoma cragini (Arkansas darter) is the source of this 3026-nucleotide messenger RNA. RefSeq lists its product as uncharacterized. The coding region runs from base 187 to 2724 and encodes 845 amino acids. The record is from RefSeq and is a predicted model, not a curated record. Lineage: Eukaryota; Metazoa; Chordata; Actinopteri; Perciformes; Percidae. The transcript has 6 exons.
GCUCCGAUGACACAGAGGACAGGACGGUGUUAAGCAGGUGAGUUGCAUCAUUAGCUGGAUCGGUCAUAACACGAAGCGUCGCCCCGUCACACAGGAGGAGACGGCCGCGCUGCAGCCAGGGACCUAACGUGGAACGGAGAAGGAACACCAGAAAAGAAACAACCUUAAGUGAUCCAAAGGCUUGUUAUGAUGGAAACCAAAGACCCCAGAGCAAGCCCAGAGGGUCCGAUCCCUCAAGACGACGGCGGUCUGUGGAUGAAGAUAAACUCUAACAUCCCUGUUACGGACCAUAUACACGAGCCCAGUGGUCAGAGUCCUGGAGAUGAAACUACAUUUGCCCCCAGUGCACCAGCAGUGAUCACUAGAUAUGUUGGUGUGAUGGAUGAUGAGGGCGCAGACAACGUCUUCAUCCCUCUUCCUCCAUCCUACAUGGAUCUGUUGCUGCCAGGCAAGGGCAGCACAGAUGCUACGUCCAGUUAUUCUGGAUUGACCCUUACAAAUGGGGCAGCUGACGCCACAGAGGCUGAGGCUAAUCCCAGCGGCUUAGACUGGCCUCCCGGUGAGAAGCAGAUAAUGGCAGAGCAGAGCGAGUUGGAUAAAGGGAUAGCAAACACACCGCAGGCUUCUGAGGAGUCGAAAAACAUUAUACCCAGCGAUCAAAACCAAAGAUCCAUGGAGGAAAUAUGUUAUUUAUCCGGAAGACAGCAUAAGGAAAACACAACAGGAGGUGAAGAAUCAAAAUUGGAGCAAGAGGAUAUCGCAAUUUUUAGUGAAAGGCAGGAAAAGUGGAGGGAAGAGGAGAAAGACAAAUAUCCAAAACAGGUACCUUCAAGCAGUGACGAAAAAUCUGAAAAUGACACGUGUUUUGAGAAAAAGGGAACACAAUCCAAAGAAAUGUGUGGAACUUUUGAUUCAGACUCAAAGCCAACUACAGAAAAUGUCCACUGUGACGAUGAGGAGAGUGAUGAGGAUUUUGAGCCCUAUGGGCCACCAGAGCUCAGCCAAUGCAACCACAACACGACGGACGCAGCAACCGACCCGCCACAGGUACCAGAAACCCCAACACAGGUCUCCAGUGGUGAUAAAGCGCAUGUUGACAACAUUUCUUGGAACUAUACCGUCACAAAGACCGAGUGGGUGAGGAGAGAGAGCGACACAAGCGAAACGCAAGUGUCCCAACUCUCCGUCUCUGGGGGCAACGAAGAAAUGCCAACGAUGGAAGAACAGGAGGACGGAAGCAGGAGAAUCACAACAGAUAUCCAACAAGGAGAGCAACUCCUUGAACGUCUGCAACGUUUGCAGCUGCAACAGGAGGGGUGUUCGCCAGAGAGUCCUCAGGACUCCCAGAAGGUUGUGCAAGAGACGAGGAGAGGCGAGACAAACGGUGCGUUUGGGACCAAGGUGGAUGAUCUGACAGCAAGAGAAGCCAAUCUGACGUGUGGAGAUAAGACGGAAGAAACUGCAAAGACAAACCUGAUGGAAAAGAGAGACGUUGAAGCAAGGAUGCCUUCGUCCACAACGCCCGUAGACUGGGAGCUUCAGGCAAUUGCCAGAGACAGUCAUUGGAAUCCUUUGAUUAAAACCCCGGCCUAUGGCAGCCAGGUUCCUUCAGACUUGUCUUUAACCAACACCCAGGAAAAAUCUCCCGGCCAAGUUCCCUUUCCAUCCCCGUUCCAGCAACUCUCGGUUGCUGAGAUGUCGAUCCAAGAGGAAGCCCAGGGGAGGCAGAUCCUGCAGAGAGCCGUUGGUGUCCUCAAUCAGGCAGAUAAUCCAGAUGUGCUGGAGAUCCCCUUUAAGACCAAUGUCUCGCUUGAGCCACUACCCACCAAGGAUGGCCCCUCUGGCAACUGGCAGUUCUCCGAGCAGAAGAUGAAGAAGGAGAUAAGUCAGGAGAUCCAGAGGGAGCUGGUGAUGGUAAACCAGGGGAAGAUCCCAGGAGGCUACAGCAAAGGGGAAGUCCGCCAGUUAAAGGAGACAAAAUUGCUGUUUGAGGCUUUCCAGCAGGAUAACACGGAGGGUCCACAAAGGCAACGAAAACCCCGUACCUCACUGAAGAAAGGUCGCGUAUACCCUUCUGUGCUAGAGCGUACACGUAGUCUGGAGAUGCUGUCCCUCAAAAGUUGCUCUCUUUCCAGGGCGCAUUCCCUCAGGCAGUGUAAAGAGACUGAGAAGACCCCCGAAAUCUUAAGAUCCAUAAGUCCAAUUGGCAGUUCACGAGACAAAACCUCCUUCCCCGCCUACACAAAAGGACCUGUGUACAGAAGCAUGGACUCCAUAAAGACAGAUGUCUCAGCUGUGGACAUGGGGCGGAGAUCUAGGGACGGACACGCAACCCAGGACUCUCCCGUCCUCCAACAAAACCCUUUCGUCAAGUUGCGUCCAGCCUUGGCUCUAAAGCCGGAAGUAGAGAAGGACAUCCGGGAGGCCAAAGAAAGAGAAGAGGAGCUGCGAAGACAGAGGUGUGAUCUGUAUGGAGAGAACACGCAGAGGGGUGAAGACGGAGAGACGUCACGAUUUAAAGGAAUGUUUCCUUCAGGUGUCAGCAAACAGUCCAGCGGGAAACUAGAACGAGUUUGGCCGCCGCCGCCGUCCAUGAAGGACCAGAUGAAAUCUGAACAGACGCAGCAGGAGUCGAAGGCUCACCGAGCUGGGGGACAGAAGUCUCCUCUGUGGCAGCGCUGGGAGUCCGGUCUGAUCAACGGGGAAGGAAAGGAGAAGAAGUGAUCCGACGUCUUCUACACUACAAAUGUAUAUAAAUAUAAAGGAGGCUACGUACGUUAGAGCUGCACAAGUCCAAGAGCAGGGCUGUAGUCAAGACCACCUUAGUCGAGUCCAAGACAAGUCCAAGACCAGCACUAGUCAAGUCCAAGUCAAGACCGGGUCUAAAAAGGUCAGAGUCCAAGUCAAGACCGAGUCCAAAAAGGUCAGAGUCCAAGUCAAGACCGAGUCCAAAAAGGUCAGAGUUCAAGACAAGACCGAGUCCAAAGAGGUCAGAAACCAAGACAAGACCAAGUCCAGGACAGAAA